ACGCAAUGUCGGAAGCACUCACGCACGUCGAGUGGGUCACUGGCGCGCUCGGCGUCUUUGUCAUCUCCAACCGCGCGGGCUUCGCCGUCGUCUCGAAGCUCACGACGCCGCUGCCAGCGCACUUUAAAACUCCGAUUGCCGUCGGCGACAUUUUGAUUGCCCUAAACGAUACGCCGGUCACGCCCACGUUUGCGACGACGUUGCAGGCGCUGCGCACCAAGGCCUCGGGCACACUCCUGCGCCUGACGUUUCAGAGCCGGCGACACGAUAUUCCGCAAUGUGACGCCCUCGGCAACGAAUGCCACGAGCUGCUUUGGGCCGAGGAUGCGCCGCUCGGCCUCUCGUUUGUCAUGGAGCCGUGCUCGCUCCUCACGGUCGUCUCCAAGUCGAUCCACGAAGCGCCGCCCGACGUCGGUGACAUUCUCGUUGCGAUCGGUGACGUCGACACGUCAGGCAUGCGGUUUGAACACGUCAUGGCGACGCUGAGCAAGGUGGCGCGGCCCGUCACGCUACGCUUUGUGAGCAGUCUCAUGCCGGCGGCUUCGGCACCGCUGUCCGAUGACGAGGCAUCGUCACCAGUAACAACAUCGUCUUCGAUGACGUCAUUGACCAGCAAGCUGCCAGGGCUUCGGCGCGGACCUGGUCACGUCGUGUACUUUACAGGCGGCCGCCUCGGGCUGGCGUUUAAAAUCAAGGCAUACCCGACCGUGAGCCAGCUCCUCGAUACGACGCUUCACGAUGGACUUGAUGACGUGCUCAUUGGCGACCAGCUGGUGAGCAUCAACGGCGAGAGCACGCAGCGCUGGUCCAUGGAGCACGUGAUUGACCGCAUCCAGAGCCACGACAAUGCGACAACGGCGCCGCUGGAGCUUUUGUUUGUGACGCCCGCCGCCGCGCCCCCGGCGCCACCACGCCAACUGCCGAGCAACUGCUACGAGGUCGUGUACCAUGGCGGGAAGCUCGGUGUUGUACUCGUGGGCCGAAAAGGCGCGACCGAGAUUGAAGACGUGACCGAUCCGACGUCGGCGCCGGGCUUAGAAAAGGCACUGGCCGGCGACCGACUCGUUGCCAUUGACGGCCAGCGCACGAACGACAUGGCCUUUGACAAGACCAUCGAGCGCGUCAAACAAGCAGCGGCCAAGCCGGGGGGCGCCCGGCUGCUGUUCUUUCGACCGGAAAACGCGUUUGGCGAGGAAGUUCCGUUCGGUCUCUUUUUGCUCACGGCCAUUGAGGCACUGCUGAUUUAGAUAGAUCGUAGCACCUUGAGAUGUCUCGACUCGAU
This is a messenger RNA of Saprolegnia parasitica CBS 223.65, 1282 nucleotides long. RefSeq lists its product as hypothetical. The transcript has a single exon. The coding region runs from base 6 to 1247 and encodes 413 amino acids. Gene Ontology annotation, molecular function: protein binding. The record is from RefSeq and is a predicted model, not a curated record. Lineage: Eukaryota; Oomycota; Saprolegniomycetes; Saprolegniales; Saprolegniaceae.